AUGCCAGUGCAACUUGCCAUUGCAAUGUUCAUUCUGUAUGACAGCCUUGGUGCAGCAGUGAUCACAUCUGUAGUAGGAAUCGAGUGUGUUCUUGUGUUUGUUGUGCUGGGCACGAGACGGAACAACAGGUUCCAAUCUAAUGUGAUGAAGUGUCGGGAUUCAAGAAUGAAGGCAACAAAUGACACUAACUACAUGCGUAUGAUCAAAUUCCAGGCUUGGGAGGAGCACUUUAAUAAGAGAAUCCAGGCUUUCCGCAAGUCGGAGUUUAGCUGGCUGACCAAGUUCAUGUACUCAAUCUCUGCCAAUGUUGUGGUUAUGUUGUGUACCCCAGUACUUAUAUCAACUCUCACAUUUGGCACUGCACUCUUAUUGGGUGUCCGGCUUGAUGCCGGCCCAGGACAUUGUUCAGAACCACAAGCAUCUUCAACAUUUUGUGGGAUCCCAUCAGGACCUUCCCACAAUUUAUGA
Molecule: messenger RNA, 468 nt
Organism: Prunus armeniaca (apricot)
Lineage: Eukaryota; Viridiplantae; Streptophyta; Magnoliopsida; Rosales; Rosaceae
Source: the annotation of a GenBank genome assembly